Molecule: messenger RNA, 1347 nt
Organism: Encephalitozoon intestinalis ATCC 50506
Lineage: Eukaryota; Fungi; Microsporidia; Unikaryonidae
Exons: 1
Coding region: 1-1347 (448 amino acids)
Source: RefSeq, a predicted model, not a curated record
AUGGGAGCAAGAAAAAACAGGAUGAGAGGACGAGGUAGAAUUCAAGGGGCUGGGAGAAGUAUUGUUAUUGAGAGAAGUGAGGUUAAGAAGGAAGAGAAGGCGGAAGGGAAGUUCAAUGUCGAUUUCCAGGAGCUUAACGAAGAACUAUCUGGCAUCGAAUUAAAAGAGGAGAAUUCAAAGUGCUCUGAUGUUGAUGAGAUGGUGUGUGAGAGAGUCUGCAAAGACGACAAAGUUGAGGAAGUACCUGAGGUAUCCGAGAUUAAUAGGGAAAAUACAGUGGAUGAAGAGGUGGAGGCUGAGAAGAAGGAAGAGAAUAUCGAAAACAGAAAGGAAGAAGGAGAAGAUGCUGUAAAAGCAUCGCAAGCCCUCUAUCCAGCAACACCCAGUGUAUUGACCACUGUUAUACCUCAGACACCAAUGAGGAGGGUACUUCAUGAGGAAGGAAGCCAUCUUUUUGUUAAGGAGGAAAGUAUGGCUCUUCCUGGGAAGGUGAUUAUCAAUAGGUAUCCGGGACAUUUGUUUAUUCAUAUAGACCAGGUCGAGAGGUUCAUGACAUCCAGGAAGGAGGUGGAGAGUGUAUCUAUUAAGAUUGAAUCGAAGGGGAUCUUCUAUGAGACAAAGAAAUAUCCAGUGCAGCCGGACAUAGGAAUCAACGAGAUGCUGCAAGUCCCCAUCAACAAGGCCGAGAGCAAUGGAACACCUCUGAGAUUUAUACUUCUCCUGUACCACAGGUCUGGAAAUAUAGUAAAGUCGUGUGAAACUGUGCUUGUGGUUGACGGAAGUAGAAUCCGCUCAAUACAUAACAAUCUUCUCGAAAGUAGAUUGGCAUGGGACAACUAUGUGUCGAGGAAUCUAUUUAAAAGCAUUCGAAGCUUUUUUACAAGUGGAGCACCUGAUGCAUGGAGCCUGAAGAUUUACUUGUCGUUUGUGUCGGACGAUGAGCUUAGGUUGAUUCCUGCGCCUCUUCCUCAGGACCUUAAGUCCCUCAGCAAGUGGCUGGUGGUGAAGAAGUUUUCUUAUAACAUAUGGUUUAGAGGAUUUGUGAAUGUCCGGGGAGAUGUUGAAAAGGCAUGUACCAACCUAUGGAAGAGAAGAUAUGUUCGAUGCUAUGGAUACAUGAUCUUUAUAUUUAACGAGCAUUCGAGAAGCCUUGUUGGGACAAUAAACCUCGUGGAUGCAAGCUUUGAUCCAAGCACGAGUAACAAGGUAUAUUUAGAGAACUUUCUUCGGAUUAAUGUUGGGGAGAAGGUGGUUGAGUUGCAUUUUGACACAAAGGACAAAUAUAAUACAUGUAGGAGCGCACUUACCAUGAUGCUUCCACGAACACUGUUUCACAAGAAGGGGUGA